AUGAAGUAGUGGCAAACGGCCCUGCGUGAUACACAGCUGAUCGGUCGUUCCGUGACGAAGGAGCUGUUUUGGUUGCGCGUGUUGCAUCGCGGGUGGCGAUAUCGUUUAUUCUACACGGGGAUGACAGUGAACCGCGAUUGAGAAUCCCGUAUACAUGCGAUUGUUUGUGUGCUCUAUGCAAUUUGACAAAGUAUCGGGAGCAAGAGAUACGGGCGGCGGUGUAAAACCAGUUGUUAUAUUGCUCGCAACAUCGGCGCAUUGCGGAUCGUUGUCAGUGGCGUCGGGUCAAUUGCAUCGCGGAUAUUUUCCUUUAUUUCGAAGGAGAUCGUUAACGGAGAGAAGGUCUAUGACCGGAUCACGAAGAGGUUCACCUUAUCAGGGGAACAAAACGAGCCACGACCUAGGUGUGACCAGCAUCAGAUUGAAAUUGAUGAAGUCCGAGGUAAUCGGGGAGGAGGACACAACUGCUGAUCCUGCAGUUUGUGAACAUUGAUAUCGGUGCGCUUGCAGGUCCUUGCAAUAAUCAGUUUCAGUGUUGUAAUUCACCGUGUUCCGUCUAUCUGCUAGCUGUCGUUUUUCUUUUUCGUUUUUCCGUGUUCUUUUCAUUACGUUUAUCCGUAUGCACGACCGUACACCGUAAUCGUGCGUUAGAUUUUCUUUAUUCGCGGUAUCAGCGAUCGGUUUCGCUUUUCCUUUGUACAAAUAUAUUCGUACGCGGAUACAUGCGUAUAUGCGCGCGCGCGCGAGUGUGAACGUAAAAGAAAAGGUCGAUGACAAUGCAACGAGUCCAAGAUCAAGACAAUGGAAUCAACAUCAAAUUCGGGGCGAGCAAAGGCAAGGGAAAUUACAAGCUUGUGGCGCAGAGCGCGGAAAACGAGAAGGAAACUAAUCUCAACGGGACCAACAAGCAAGUUAAAAAUGUAACAGCCGAAGAAGAAUUAGUUCCACCAGAUGGAGGAUGGGGUUGGCUUGUUCUUUUAGCAUCUGUCAUGGUCAAUCUUCUUAUCCCAGGAACAGUAAAAUCAUUUGGUGUUCUGUUUGUUGAAUUUCUUGAAGUUUUUGAUACAUCACCCUCUACAGCUGCUUGGAUACCAGCUUUGUGCUAUUUUCUAUAUAGUUCGCUUGGACCUCUUUCCAGUGUAUUGUCAGUUAAAUACUCCUAUCGAACGGUAACUCUCCUAGGGGGAACGUUUGCUGCUGCAGGAAUGAUGCUGAGUUAUUUUGCAAACUCUGUGGCCUUUUUAUGUGUUAGUUACGGUGUCCUGGUAGGAAUCGGGGCAGGACUGGCUUUCCCACCGACAGUGUACAUUGUAACUUCUUACUUUGUACGGUUACGUGGGCUUGCAAACGGGCUCUGCAUAUCCGGUAGUGCAUUGGGUUCGAUAUUCCUUCCUCCCAUUCUUGGAGUUCUUCUACGAGAAUAUGGAUACAGAGGUGCGGUAUUAAUAAUGGGUGCUGUCACUUUGAAUGUAUGGGCGAGUGCUCUGUUAUACGAACCGGUGGAAAGACACAUGGUGCCCGCUUCGACGUCGAAUAAGUCGAACGACGAUGACUUGGAAGCCGCAUCGAUAAUCGUAACUAGUCCCGAGGACGAGAAGAAAUUAAGUUGUAUGAUUUCUUACGCGGACUCGAACGAGAAGGCUGCCCCGAUCGUACCAAAGAGCGCGUCUAGCGUCGCAUUAGAAUAUUAUAAGAACACGCCGGUCCAGACGAGGACGAGAAAGAUAAGCAUGCCGACCGGACGCGAGAUAACGGGUCAGAUGCACAGCACGCCAGCGCUGCACGCGGUCCCGGAACGCGGCGGUGACUUUGGGAAGCUGUCAAGACGGAAGUCGCCCUUCCAGUCGCCGAGCACCUCGUCGUUCAAUUACGUUAGCACCCCGUAUCACGGGAGCACUCUGUCCGCAUUGCACCCGGAGAGGGCAUCCACGCUGACGUUGAACGCUAUAUCGAACACGUUCACGAGAAAGACCGCCGACGAGACGAGCAAAGUCGAAGAGAAACCGCAGAACAAGUUCUUCGAUUUCAGUUUACUCAGGGACCCGAUAUAUCUCGUGAUCCUGAUCUCGAACUCGACGAACGCCGUCAGCUACACGAAUUUCGUAAUACUGCUUCCCGCGUACGCGAACUCGUUGAAGUUCGACAAGAACAGGUCUUCCCUUCUUCUCUCGAUAGUAUCGAUUUUAGAUUUAAUUGGACGCAUCGGCGGCUCCGCUCUUUCCGACGUCUCUAUAAUGCCGAAGCAUUGGUACUUCGUUGGUGGUCUGUUCAUCUCUGGUAUCUCGUUGGCCGUUUUGCCAAUAGCCACCGACUACGUGAUGCUGUCGGUCUAUUGCGGUAUAUUCGGUUUGGCGUCCGGCAUCUACGUCGGUAUCACCGCGGUUAUCAUGGCCGACAUGUUGGGCACGGAGAAGCUUACGUCCUCGUACGGUAUCUCGUUAUUCGUGAACGGUAUCAUACAGCUGAUCGGCCCGCCGAUCUGCGGCCUUAUAUACGAACAAAUCGGUAGCUACGGUCCGAUAUUUAGCAUAUUAGGUAUCAUUUUAGUCGUAGGCGCAUCAUUGUGGGGUUUCGUGCCGUUCAUUAGAAAGAGACAAGACGCGAUGGAGAAAUCCAGCCGGGUCGAGAAAUUAUAGUUCGUUCGUGUACAAAAGGGGUUCGCUGUCCCGCGGUUUGAGAAGAUGUUUCAAUUGUACGAUUAUUGUAGAAGUUCAUAUAGCGUGUCUCGGUAUAAUAAUAAGUAUAUAAUUAUGAAAUACUGUGAUGUUAGAAUGAAUGUUAUUGUAUAUUCUACUGGCACUGUGAUGACGUACGAUCCACGCGCACAUUUUCAGGUGGAUUGUCGGGAAACAAUUUUCAAAAAGAUAUAUUUUUAUGAAACACGAGAGUUUCUCUUUUCUCCAAAUUGGAAAGUAUCUUGCCUUACGAGUGCGAAAAGAAAACAA
Colletes gigas is the source of this 2945-nucleotide messenger RNA. It is a transcript of the gene hrm, whose product is annotated as monocarboxylate transporter 9. The coding region runs from base 771 to 2636 and encodes 621 amino acids. Lineage: Eukaryota; Metazoa; Arthropoda; Insecta; Hymenoptera; Colletidae. The transcript has 5 exons. Gene Ontology annotation, biological process: transmembrane transport; monocarboxylic acid transport. Gene Ontology annotation, molecular function: monocarboxylic acid transmembrane transporter activity. The record is from RefSeq and is a predicted model, not a curated record.